Penicillium waksmanii is the source of this 1173-nucleotide messenger RNA. RefSeq names its product LSB5 family protein. Gene Ontology annotation, biological process: actin filament organization; actin cortical patch localization; endocytosis. Lineage: Eukaryota; Fungi; Ascomycota; Eurotiomycetes; Eurotiales; Aspergillaceae. Gene Ontology annotation, molecular function: ubiquitin binding; phosphatidylinositol binding. The transcript has 4 exons. Gene Ontology annotation, cellular component: actin cortical patch. Bases 1 to 1173 code for a protein of 390 amino acids. The record is from RefSeq and is a predicted model, not a curated record.
AUGUUUCAGUCAUCGAAACCCUACUCGGCCGUGACCGUACAAAUAGAGGUCUUGACAAGCGAACAAUAUGAGGUGGAAGACUGGAGUGGUAUCGUCGAUCUAGUCGAGGUUGUUCGCAUCCAGGCGAGUGGCCCGACUGAAGCUAGUCGGGCACUGCGCAAGAAGCUUAAAUACGGAAACCUACACCGACAACUGCGAGCCCUGACCAUCCUCGACUUUCUCAUUCAGAACGCCGGCGAUCGCUUCCUCCGCGAGUUUGCUGAUGAGCCACUCCUUGAACGUCUUCGAAUCGCGGGUACAGACUCGGUCUCGGAUCCCUUAGUGAAGCAGAAAUGCAAGGUCCUCUUCGGUCAAUGGGCGGUCACUUAUAAAGACACUGCAGGCAUGUCCAAGAUCGCUGCCCUAUACAAGCAGCUUCCGAAACGGAAACAGCCAGCAACACAGGCCAAGGCCAAGGUUCUUCGUGACGGGGCGAACCACAAUGAGCCCCCAAUGGGUCACACAGUAUCUGUCUCCGCGGGCAAUGGACCAUCGACGACACUGAGCAGCCCCAAGCAGAAGUCGAAAUCGAAGAAGGAUAGGAAAGACAAGAAGUUGUCGGUUAGCAAGAACUUCAACUUGGAAAAAGAGCGCCCGGAGAUUCUACAGACACUCGCUUCGGCCUCGGUGGCCAGUACAAAUUUGCUGAAUGCACUCAAGCUGGUUAACCGUGAAACCACCCGUGUUAGCGAGGACGCCGAGUGCAUCAGCCGAUUUGAGAUCUGCAAGAAGCUCCGGCACCAAAUUCUACGCUAUAUCCAGCAUAUCGAGAGCGAGGAGUUCUUGGGCGGUCUCAUUCACGCCAAUGAGGAGCUCGUGGAGGCAUUGAUGGCCUACGAAGUUUUGGACAAGAGUUACGAUUAUGACAGUGAUAGUGAUGAUGAUGUUCUAUCGGGUAAUUGGAGGUCCAGAGCGGAGAUUGAGGACGAGAUGGGUGAAAGCUUUAAUGGCUUGAGCGUUAAUCCCGCUAAACCCCCACGGCCUGUGGCUUCUUCGUCUCGACACGUUCUUGAGAGUGAGAGUGAGAGUGAAAGCGAGUCUGAAGAGGAGGACGAAGAUAACCCGUUUGGAAACCACAAUGCGAUCAAGACCCCUGGCGUUGAGAAGGCUGGUCAUACCUGGAAGGAGGUAUAA